AGUUACAAGAGCUGCCUAACCACUUCAAAAUGUCGAGUUGUAACACGUCGUGAACUUUACCUUAAUAAAGAAUUUGAUUCAUCCUUUUUAAAUUAUCUUGUAAUAAUCAAUCAUAUUUGUGAUAAUUGAGAGCUAUUGGAAAAACGUUUAUCAGCGUUUUACUUGAUGAUUCGUCUAAAUAUGUAUGAUCACUUUGUUAUCAGUCAGGAGAUUAUGAUAUGUGAGCUCUUUAAAGCCAUAAAGUGUAGUAGAAUAGAAUUGAAUUUGUUGGAUGAUGCACUGUUGCUUCUUGAUGAUCUCAAAGGAGCAUCUCGCAAUGAAAUAGAUCAUGUAUGCGAAUUGCUGUUAGAAGGUGAUAGCUUCCAAGCUCUUAAAAAUUGGGCGUUUACACACAAGCCUACCAUCUUGUUGCAGUUAAAACAAAACAUUGCAAAUGAACAUUAUUUAAACAACUCAUGCUGCUGUAGUUAUUUGAAAAAAGCCCAGGUGUGUCAUUUUCACCGAUUCGAGAGUGAUUUUACUGACUUUAUUUCAGGUUAGUUGGGAGCGCAAAAUGUUACGAAGUCUAAAUUCAAUGUGUCAAGAGCUUGGAAUACCUCUAGGAAGAAAAAGAUCGAAAGGUAAUAAAGAAGCUGUUCUGCAAAACUGGACAGAGUUAUCAGUAUUUUUUAACAAACAAUCAGUUAUUAAGCCAGUAUUUGGUCCAAAAGAUCUUUUAGAUGUUCUUACAAGUAUUAAACAUCCACAAGUGAGAUCCACAUUUAAAGAUUAUAAUUCAUCUAUGACUGCAACUUGGGGUCUAAUAAAUUUGCCUAUAAAUGUUAAAAAUUUGUCCGAUCUGAGAAGGUUUUAUGAACCGUUACAUAUCAAAAAUCCUCAAAUUGGUGUUGACGACUCAUUGCUGUCUACUUUUGAAUUAGUACAUGAACAGGAAGCUAAAGAAGUCAUAAGUCUUGACUCUUCUGAACGGGCACAACAGUUUUUGCGUCGUGGCUGCCCACUGGGUUAUCGCGCACGAUUGUGGGCCUUGUGUUUAAAUGCAAAAGUGACGGAACACGAUCGUAUUUAUUAUGAGCAAUUGAAAUCGUUUGUUGCAGAAAAUGAAUAUAUGACAGAUCAAUUAAUUUGUAAGGAAGUACAACUUACUGCCUCCAAUGAUGACAUGCACUUUGUGUUUUGUGACUAUACAUAUCAGAUUCUUCUGCCUUUUACAAGAGAUCAGACCGUAUUAUCACAUUUUAAAACUAUGCUUGGAUCACCACCAAGGAUAAUUAUUAAAAAUUCUAAAGAAACAUAUAUUUAUCCUCCUUCUGGAGUCAUACCAUUUCAUGGUUUUUCUAUGUAUAUGUUACCAUUAUGUUAUUUAUAUGACGACCCAGUCACUUUGUAUGUAACAUUUCGUCAAUUAUAUAUACGUUACUUUUACAAACUACAUACCAUAUCCGAUGAAAAUAGUGGUAUUUUAUGCUUAUGCCUGUUAUUUGAACGUUUGUUACAAACCAAGGAGCCCGAGAUUUUCUUUCAUUUAAAAUCAUUUGGUGCACAACCUGUCCGUUUUAUAUUUAAAUGGCUAGUGCGUGCAUUCAGUGGCUUUUUGGCACCUGACCAAGUACUUUUACUAUGGGAUAGAAUCCUUGGAUUUGAUUCUUUGGAAAUUUUAUCAGUUCUAGCUGUCGCUAUAUUCUCUUACCGUCGUACUAAUCUACUUCUGGUGAAAACAAAUGCAGAUGUAGAGGCGGUUUUAGCAGACUUGACAUCCAUACGAGUGAUCAGUCUUCUCCAAAUGGUUAUGUUCACAAACUGAAGUUAUCAUACGGAUAUGUUAAGUUGUGAAAAAUUUGUAUAUUCCAAUGAUACUGCAUUAUACAAAGUUUGGACUAUUUUCUUUAAAAUAACUAAUUUGGUAAUAUUAUCAGUCAAAAUAAUCUGUCAAUAAAUUUCGGGAUGUA
Messenger RNA from Schistosoma bovis, 1949 nucleotides. The record is from the annotation of a GenBank genome assembly. Lineage: Eukaryota; Metazoa; Platyhelminthes; Trematoda; Strigeidida; Schistosomatidae.